Messenger RNA from Staurois parvus, 425 nucleotides. Lineage: Eukaryota; Metazoa; Chordata; Amphibia; Anura; Ranidae. The record is from the annotation of a GenBank genome assembly.
AUGGUAGCCAAUCAGAUACUAACUUGUUCAGUUAAUCUUUGACAAAACAAAACUGGAAGCUGAUUGGUUUCUAUGUAGAGCUGCUCCAGAUGUUGCACUCUCCAGUUUUAGUAAAUCAACCCCAUAGUAUUGUGAAUUACGCCUCCCUGGCAGUAUUCCCGAGUGUAGCUCGGGGUAAAGUUUCAGUACCACAAGCAGUAACCCCGAGCUACACUCGGGAAUACUAUGCGGUGCUGCUCCACGAUCCUUCGAUCACUUACCUUGUCCUGCACUCCCGCGAUGUCCCUCCUGCAGUGUCCCCGGCAAUGUAAUCCGGCGGAUGCUGGCAUCUGUCUUCUGGGUUCCGUCCAUCCUCUGUGAGCGUCGGGACGUACGGAAUGGCGGGAAAUUAAAAAAUGACAAAAAGUGACAUUCACUAAAAUCAC